Carcharodon carcharias (great white shark) is the source of this 3145-nucleotide messenger RNA. RefSeq names its product cilia and flagella associated protein 221 (gene cfap221). Lineage: Eukaryota; Metazoa; Chordata; Chondrichthyes; Lamniformes; Lamnidae. Gene Ontology annotation, biological process: cilium assembly; cilium movement. The coding region runs from base 238 to 2886 and encodes 882 amino acids. The record is from RefSeq and is a predicted model, not a curated record. Gene Ontology annotation, cellular component: cilium. The transcript is spliced from 26 exons.
UGGCUGUUUGUUUUGGCGACUCUGUUGCUGUGGUAACUGGGAUUGUCCAGGAGGACGGAGGGGUCGGAGCCAUUGGUGACCCAGCCGCGUGUGGAUGGUCGCAGGAAGAAAACUAUGAACCUUUUCUUAUUCAACAUGAGCAAGAGGCCCUGGAACUGGAGAGGCCCAUACGCCUAGAUCAACCGGCCACCGUGAGGUUGGGGUGCCACAGGGAGGUUAUUUGAAUAAAAUAUUAUUAUGGAGGUGGAGAAAUUUGCUGCUUUGCAGCUCAGCAACCAUGGUCAUACCUUUAAGAGGCAGACAGUUCUUCCUAAAGACAGACUGGUGGAGGAGCCCAAGCAUAGGCAUGUGCCAAAUCAUUUACUGGAAACAAAGGUUUUUGCUACAUUACAGAGAAACAAUGUGAUUCAGGCUCUCCCUGCUGUGUUGCAUUUUGGAGGUUAUGAGAUUGGAAAACAUCACCAACAGAUUCUGAAAUUGAUCAACAUUUCUUCAACAAUGACAAAUGUUCACAUUCUACCACCACAGACACAGUACUUCCAAAUCAAAUAUACCAAAAAGAAUCACUUGGUCCCUGGAAUGUCAUUUAAUGUAACAGUUGAUUUCUGUCCAAAUGAAUGGCGAUAUUACUAUGACAGUAUUCGCAUUCAUUGCAAGGAAGGUGACACUUUACUUGUUCCUGUGCAUGCUUAUCCAGUUGCAAAUAUAGUGGAUUUUCCCACUUACCUAACUGUAAAAGAUGUCCCUCUUGGGCAAAGCAAGGAAAUCACCAUCCCUUUGUGCUGCAGCUGUCCAGUUGAUUUUGAGUUCCAGUUAAAUUUUCUACAAACUCAUCAUGCAUUCACAAUUCAGCCAACAGCAGGAAUAAUACCAGCUGAUGGACAAGUUGACAUUGUUGUCACGUACACACCCUCUGAUCGUGCUACGGCUCAAAUUAAGGUGCAAAUCCUCAUUUCACAGUUCAACUCAAAGCCUUGCAUCUGUACUAUUACUGGGACUUCUCCUCCAGGACUGGACUUUAGGUCCCAAGAUGAAGAUGAAAAAACUGAAGCUAUCUCCACAAAGAAGUUGCUGGAUCCUCAAAGCCUCUCACCAAUGCAAAUUUCAAGAAAAAAGCGACGUCAGAAAAUGUUAUUGGAUCAUAGCCCUGGAAUAUUGAAGAACAAGAAAAAUCCAGUUAGUUUAUCCAGUCCACAUGCUGUGGCUGUUGUGUUAAAUCAGCAACCCGGCAAACUACGAAUUAAAGAUUUGCGAAAGGUAUUAAGUAGUAUUCAAGGAGCAUCAAAAAGCAGACAGGCAAAGGAAGCAGUGUUUAAUCAAAAAGUCAAAAAAGAUGUUAUGUCAGAACAGGCUAACCAACUACGAUGGCAGACACACCUUGGUAGAGAUCCAAUAUCUGCUGAAGCUAAACAAUUGGUUCUGGAAAUAAGAGAGCUGGCAGAAGAAGAAUACAAGAUGUAUCUAGAUUACCCCAUACUAGAAAAAGAAUGUCAAAGACAGAAAACAGAGGCUUCAUCCAACCGUGUUCUGCGAGCCGUUAGUCAGUUUCCAAGAUGCACGCCAAGAUUUGACCUUUAUUCUAAUGAUCCUUGGGAAGUUCGUCAUAAGGCUCUCAAACUCUUUCAGCAAGCUGGACGAAAGGUUAUCAUACAAUGCCGAGUAAACCAUAGAUUGAGUUUGUUGCAUAAACUUGUUAGAAACUAUAAAAGACAAACAGAAAGUGGGCUCAGUUUAAAAGAAAGCAGCAUAUUUUCCGUUGAUGGGACGGUUCAGGAAAGUGAAGAAAAAUGCCGUGUGGAUUUUGCAAUGGGAGACAUUCAGCCUUUUAUGUUCCCUUAUUAUGUCUCUCCUGACUGGAGGGAUGCAUUAGCCGCUGAUGCACUCGGACCCGUGUCUGUCAAGCCUUCAAAAGUAGUAAUCGGUCAAAUAGUACCAUUCUUCAAUCUAAAGGUAUAUCAACGUUACAAGCAAAUGGAAUAUAAACCAUUCUCUACUCAAUAUGCUUCAUCCAGUUAUCUUCCAUUAACAUUGUCAAGACCCAUUAGGACAGGAGCAGAGGAUGAGUACUUCUUAGUCACACCAAAUGAGAAAAAAGACAUGAAAAUUGAAACACAUUUUGAUGAGCAGCCUGUGAUGGAUCAGCACCUUGAAGGCUCAGAAAAACAGACAAAAACAGAAGUUGGCCCCUUAACCUUAUUGCCCCCCCAAGCGUUAUUCAAACAGCCUGACUAUCAUCCACUACAUGUAUUUAACGCUGCUCCUGAUCUUUAUGCACAUAAGAGGUCUUUUUCAUAUGCUGAAACAGACCUAGAAUAUUACCUUUGUCCUCUACCAAGAUAUCACAUAGAAGGAACCAAUGUUGACAGCACACAGAAGAAAUUUCUUGAUCGAGAUGAAAUAAUGAAAGGUCUAAUGACUUGGAAGAAGUUUCCUUCUGCUGUUCUUUCAUCCUUAUCCAGCUCCGACUUUCUAACUAGUACGUGGGUGCCACGAUGGCAUGAUCGAUUUGCAUCUGAUAUGCUUCCUGUUGAUGCUCCUUUGCAAUUGGAUAGCCUGUCAGAUAAAGACAAGGAAAACAUAACCAUGGAAAGCUCUGGAGAAGUAAUGCUAACACCAGAAAUGUUGGAAGCUGAGUUCAGAAUGAUUCAAAGUUCAUUCCCAGUACCAGAGGGUCCAAAGGAUGAAACAGUAAAAGUGAAUGGUGAGCUCUCAAAGACUAAACCUUUAGAAAUAUUUUCUGCUGUUGAACCCAUUCCAAGGGAAAAACGAGAAGAGCAACUGAAUCUUUGGCUAGCGUCCAAUAACAACCAGCUGGGAUCAAAUACUCAAUUGCGGGUCGAGCACCUGAAAGGGAUAUGUGUCAACAAGCAGUUGCUUCUUAACUGAAUCCUGCUUUCAAUACUACACUGCAAUUCCAGACCACGACAGUUACAUUUUUACUUUUUAAAGACCAACUCUGCUGCUUUGCAUCUAAUCAUUAUAAGACUUGCAAUCAAGUUUUAAAGCUUACUGAUUGAGCAAAAUUAUUUGUAAAAUGACAGACUGUAGCAUUAUUAUGGACUAGGAACUCACCAGGAAAUUUGUGUGCCCAUAUUAAAAAUAAAUGUAGAUUAAAACCAUUGUAUAUAAAGUUCAAGCUGAGAAU